UCGCGCCCUCUCGUCCGAACUGGAAUGUAUGGAAAUGUGGACUUUAAAUACAACGUUAAAAAAAAUGAUCCUGUAAGUUUAUAGCGAAUUUACGUGGCGGUGAGCGUUAAACGUUUGAAACCAAUACACAAACUGGUUAUGUUUCUAUGCAUGUCGCUUUUUUGUGUCAUUUUUGUUCGUUUGUGCUCAUAAAUCCAUGAGCGUUGAGAGAUCCACGCCUGGUUUUGUGACUCUCCAAACUAUCGCCGGUAGUUUCUCCGGGAACAGAGGCGGGUAAAAGAAAAACUAGCACCGGACCCCAAUGUGAUCCACGGCCAGCUGUCGGAAAGACCCAAAUGGAGGACUACGAAGUAUUUGUGGGGAGUCGUUUGUCACAUCUGCGCAACAAAGAGGAGGAACUGAAAAAGCCCUCCUCUUCUGCCAUUCGAUUCUAUGGAGCGCCCAUCCUGCCUCCGUUGCUCACGGAUACGCAGAGAGAAGAAAUGCAGCAGCACAGAGACGCAGCUCAAAAAGAUGCGAUCACCCGAAAGUUGAAGGGCAAUGGAAGACUGGCAUAUGUGCAAACAAUUCUACACAGUGUACAGAUGAGGAAUUCACCAACAUUCGAGGACUUGCUUCAGGAAUUGAAAGUUGCCCCAAAAUCUUUGGAUUCCUCAAACUCCAGUGACUCUAGUCAGCAAAGUGUAAACACAGUGGCAGAAAUGAAUAGUCCGCUCGUUAGUCCAUUAUCAUCAACAUCACACAAUGCCUUUUUCACCUCUCCUGUAAUGCCUCAACCAAAUAACAAGGCAGGGUGCCUUGUUGAGCAUCAUGAAAACCAACAACCCUCUCAACUGAGCUCCUUUAAUAGUGCAAAUCCCUGCUCUGUAUCCUCCAGCUAUGUGACUCAUACCAUUAUAGAAAACACCACUGGUCUUUCAGAAAGUCAUGAUAUAAGGAGUGUUAGCCAUUGCCCACAAGGAACUCCUAAUACAACUGACUUUUUCCUUCAUAAGACCUCAAAGCCAAUGGCCAAAAUGGCAGAUAUCAUUAGCUACCCUCCCAUCGAUGGAGAGGAAUUGGAGAGAAGUGGACAAGAGUCAUCCUUUCCUCAUGAUUUUCUCCCAAAAAAUGACAGUAGUUGUACCGUAUUACCAGAGGAUUCAAUUGAAAGUAAUUUCCCUGAAUGCGAAAGUCAAAAUAGUGAAAUGGACAUUACUGAGAGUCAAGAACAUCGUCCCCCCUCUGCUGUACUUAGCAUAAAGGAAUGCCACAAAAUUAGGCAAACGAUUGUCCCUGUCCCCUUUUUGGACAGCUGUCGCUCUCCAAACAUUCUCGAGUUACCUAAAACACCAAGUAUCGAUUGUUCUGGUUCUGAUCAGUGUACUGAAAUAUAUCCGGGAAAUACAGACUCUGUGAACCCGCAAGUACCCAAUAUACAGUCAAAGUCUCCCAAUCGGCCGAGCCUCCAGGACCUGUUGAGAAAAUCUCAGGAGUAUCGCCGGCAACAGCGCCUGCUUAGAAACCAGGCAAAAAAUGCUAGAAUCCAGGAGCAAGCACAAGAACAACCAAAACUGGAGGAGAAGAGCCUCUCUGAUAAGGAGAACGAGUCUCAGUGUAAAAGUGCAGAGAGGAUAAAAACUAAGGAGAGAGGUUUUCUCAAAACAAUGAGUACUACCACCAAAAAAUCUGAUGACAAUAAACCAAUGUUUUUGGAUGAGUUGGUCAGCAAAAAGGCAAACUGUGAUUCUGAUGGAAUACCUGCUCUGACACUUCCUCACCAACAGCUUUUAAAAUCUCAGACUCAAGAAGUGACCAGUGAUCAGACAACCACAGACCCAUUUACUUCUGUGGAAGAGCGGGGAAUCUUUCACUCAAUCCCAAUGCCUAAUUUCUGCCAGAGUCCUGUUUACAGUAAUGGCUCCAGUAGUUUACAAGAUGUAGCAGAUAACUUCAGUGGGAAGGUUUUGCUUGGUUCCAGCCCCAAUCAAAGCCACAAGGCUGAUGAAAAACUCAACAUUGGACUGAAAAGUGAUGGACCAAACACGAUAGUCGAGAGUUCACAGCACAUAAACCAGCUAGAAUCCUGCCUCUCCAACUUAAAAGAACUGAUCUCUGAUCUAGGGUCAUCACUUGUUCAGCUUGAAGGAAAAUGGGAGGAUGGGCCUGAUGAUGGCAGUGUGGUGAAACAAUAUCAAAGGAACAAUGAGGGUACAAAAGGACAAUCACUUGACUCUUGCAGAAGCACGAUCGGAAACACAGAUGAUCAAAAUAGCGAAAUAGACAAUAUUCUGUCAAUCCUGCAGGAUAAAGGAAAAGAAUUUAAUUCGGCAAAGGUCAGUUUGGUCAACACCUUUACAUUUCAGGGCAAAAGCAAUGACAAGGCAUGCAACAUGAGUUCUGGACAGCUCGAUGAAAGCAGAAAGCAACAGCCAUCAGGUGAAUGUGUGCUCACUGUGUCACAGUGGAUGCCAAUUCCUGAUGUUUUCAGAAAUGUUCUAUCAGAACCCACAGUUCCUCAUGAUGUUCCAGUACUGUUGGAAAGCAGUUUACCACAUCAUACAGAUAGAAACAGUGAAUUGACUGAGGAUUGUCAUAAAUCCACCAACAAGCUCUCUGUCAACCAAUCCUAUAAUGUGGACAUGCCCCCUGAGGUGCAGCUUGAAGGUUCAGGAUCUGAGCUGGACCCAAGCAACCAGUCGGUUCAAGGGAAGGGAUUGACCCCCGUGAGUGAGGCAGGUAUCGAGAGCAUGUCAUCCAAGAAGGUCAAACGGAGACUGCUCAUGCAUGUGACCGACAAUAAUCCUGAUAGGACUUCAACACCCUGGAGUGAGGACCUGUCAGUGGUCAAUCCCGGCUGCAGUACUUCCAAAGUGGCUUCACCGGGCAGUGACAGUCUUGUAGAGGAACUGAAACAGGUCCAUGCUGCUCAAGUCAGAGCCCUCCAAGAACAGCACAGGAAGCAGCAGGAAGAACUUUGCCAAGCACUCACAGUGCGUUACUGCUUGCUCCAGAGCUCGUCCUUCCCGUGCUCUCUGUCAGGCUCUCGUCUUGGGGACACAGUGACAUUCUCAAAGCUCUCUCAGCCCCCCAGCUUUCAACUAGAGCACUGCCGCCCCCUGCUGUUAGCUGCUGUCAAAGGCUAUCUGACACGCAGGCUGCUCAGGACUGCGAGAGUGGCACAGCUUGUGGGAACCAUCAGGGAGACACAACAAUUCCUGCAGGCUUUGCAGCUGCCUAGUCCCAGAGGUGAAAUCUGUAGCAAAAAUGAUCGUAUAUUCCUGCAGCAAGUCUCUCGGCAGCUGCGAGCGUCUCGUUACGAAAUUUACGACAUCUUCUUCUGCUUGUCAGUGGCUGAGAGGAUGCAGCUGAUUAGUUUGGACAGAGAACAGGCAAGAAAGAGAGCGCUCAGACGACAGAUGGGCCACUCAAACUGUCCAAAAGGAAAAACUUUUUUGUCUGCUGGAACACAAAAGUCUCUCCAGACUAAAAGAGGCAUCUUGAUCCAGAAAAAGGUGUCAGAAAGACGCACAGGAGUUGUGAUGACUAAACAUAAGACAGGAUUUCCUAACGAGCAGGCGCUAGAAACCAAGCGUGGGCAGUCGAGAACAAAGCCUGCAGCGAUCUCUCAGAGAUGCUACUCCAGCAGACCCCGAUGACACUUGCUCAUUUGGCCCGACUAAAAACUUUUUGCUUUAUUCACAUUUAGCAGAUCUGGUCUUGCUUUGAACUACUAUAGUGUCCGAAUUCUUGUGUAAAUUGGCGAAUACUUUCAAAUGAAAGCACUCAACUAGCCGAAACUGGCUUGUAAUGGCCUGCAAAUGGACAUUUUGUGUGGGGCUCAAUACAUGUAAACAUCAUCACUUCAACAACUGCCUUUGGUUUAUCAAAUAUUUGCUCUCGUGAGAUAAUUUAUGAAGCAUGUUUUUGUUGUCAUUGUUGUUUUUUACUCGCCCAGUGUUUCCUCAUUCCUCACUAUUGUCUUUGCAGAAUGUGUACACCUCACUGAUUCAAUCAUAUCUUACAGUAUUUCAAGGAUCUUAUUUGGACUUCUGUCCACCCUCCCUGAAUCCUGCCUUAAUUAUCUGGCCUGUUAUUGGUUUGCUUUAUAUAUAUAUCUACCUAAAAUUCCUCUAGUUAUAUUUUAUCCAGAGUUAAGUUUGUGUUAUUUAUAUUUCUACGUUAUGUAUUAUUUGAAAAUAAACAUUUUUAAAUAUC
Molecule: messenger RNA, 4197 nt
Organism: Syngnathoides biaculeatus (alligator pipefish)
Lineage: Eukaryota; Metazoa; Chordata; Actinopteri; Syngnathiformes; Syngnathidae
Gene: cp110
Product: centriolar coiled-coil protein 110
Exons: 11
Coding region: 336-3638 (1100 amino acids)
Biological process (GO): regulation of cytokinesis; centriole replication; centrosome duplication
Cellular component (GO): centriole
Source: RefSeq, a predicted model, not a curated record